Molecule: messenger RNA, 1297 nt
Organism: Aureobasidium pullulans EXF-150
Lineage: Eukaryota; Fungi; Ascomycota; Dothideomycetes; Dothideales; Saccotheciaceae
Product: NAD(P)-binding protein
Exons: 3
Coding region: 49-951 (300 amino acids)
Molecular function (GO): oxidoreductase activity
Source: RefSeq, a predicted model, not a curated record
CACUCUUCCAUUCUCAGGACAAGACAACAAAGACGAGUCUUUGGAAACAUGUCACCAAUCAAUAAUGUCGCCGUCAUUGGCGCAUCUGGUAAUUUCGGCACUCCCAUCACCCAGGCUCUACAAGCUUCUGGCUUCAAAGUCACAAUCGUCACUCGCGAAACAUCAACAACAGUUCAUCCGCCAGACAUCAGCACAGUCCGGACAGAGUACACGCUUGAAGCUUUGACGAAAGCCCUCAACAACCAAGACGCCGUUGUCUGUGUCGUUGGACCAGGCGGCGUCCCACUCCAAAAGACCUUUGUCGAUGCCGCAGAAGCUGCUGGAGUACAACGCUUCAUCAUCGAUGACUUUGGAUGGGGCCCUGAUGCCCGCGGCUUCCCCGAGUUCGACGCCAUCCAUGCAAUCAGACGCGAAGGCUGGGAUUACGCUGCAAAGAAAGCAAAAGACAACAAGAAUUUUACUUGGACUGGGCUCACGACUGGCAAUCCUAUUGAUUGGGCAAUGAAGAAAUUCCCUCUCAUGGGCUUCGACAUCAGCAAACAUGAAGCAAUCAUCUACGACCAAGGAAAAGAGAGAUUCACCGGUACAACUCUCGAAGGCAUCGGCCAAGCCGUAGUGGGGACAUUACAGCACCCGGAAGAAACAGCCAACCGCUUUCUGAAAGUCCAGAGCAUCCAGACAUGUCAAAACGAAUUGCUUGACGCUUUCGAAAGGAUUACGGGAGAGAAGUGGAAGGUAGCAAGGAUGACGAGCAAAGAGUUGAUUGAAAAGGGCAAGGAGGAGAAUAAAGCUUGUGUUGGUGGAUGGGUGUUGAAGCUGGCCGUGUCGCAUCUGUACGAUGUCGGGCAAGGAAGAGGUAUGGUUGCUCCUUCGAGAAAAGAGGCAGAUGCGGAAUUGCUGGGUGUGAAGGAGGAAAGCGCGGAAGACAUCGUUGCGAAACUGCUCGGCUGAGAGAUUGUUCCCUUUCGUAUGCAGGCUUCAAUCCAUCGUUCUAAUCCCGUGCAAUCGCCAUGAAAGCCUUGCGUCCGCGAAACUUCCAGGUCCAGGUAGACUGUAUGUUGAGCCCUCAAAGCUUGCCAGAGAACGGAAGCUUUUGACUUCCAUCUCUCCACGAUCAAAAAUGUUCCACACCAUAAAGACCCAAUUGAUGAGGCUUCAACAUAACAUCCAUACACCUCCUCAACUCAACAUCAUGACUCCUGCCCAAGAACGGAUGAUCAUCCUCCUUACGAUAGCGACACCCCUUGUCAGUCAAGAAUUGCUGACAGAUAGCCGAAACUUGAUGAUCACCAUCACA